This is a messenger RNA of Engraulis encrasicolus (European anchovy), 14581 nucleotides long. RefSeq names its product SZT2 subunit of KICSTOR complex (gene szt2). Lineage: Eukaryota; Metazoa; Chordata; Actinopteri; Clupeiformes; Engraulidae. The transcript is spliced from 75 exons. Gene Ontology annotation, cellular component: peroxisome. The record is from RefSeq and is a predicted model, not a curated record. The coding region runs from base 27 to 11681 and encodes 3884 amino acids.
AGGAGGCAGACCAGGUUUUCCUGCUUAUGAAGGAGGAGUACCGCAUCUCACGCAAUGUCCGCCUCGCCUGGUUCCUGAGCAAACUCAACCAGGUCAUUCAGCCCACCCCCAAGGCUGAGUUGGAGAAGUCGGAGAAUGAGCUGGAUAUUUUGAGCAUCCUGCCAAAAGGAUGGCAGCCGGACUUCUCCGCCUCCGCCCUGCCCUAUCAGCUGGUGCCCGCCACACGGGUCCACUUCCUGGCACGGCGCUACCGCUUCAUCAUAGAGCUGGACCUCAGCCCCUCCACAGGGAUUGUGGAUGACUGCACAGGGGAGAUGAUUUUCGACGAGGUGUUCCAUGCCUUGUCUAGAUGUCUGGCCGGGUUGGCCCGGCCCUUCAAAGUGCCUGGUACCGACCUCCUGUUCUAUCCCAAGGUGUUCAUCACCAUCCUCGCCUACUCUUCCAUCAUUGGACUCAGUACUCACCAGGUAUUGGUGCAGGGCUGUCAGUUGGACGGGACAGACUUGGAUAAGUUCCUGCAGCAGAUCUACCAGCAGCUGCGGGCUGUGGAGAACAACAUUGCAGAGGUGCUGCAGCAGCAGCACGACCAGGCCAGGGAACAGCAGUGUGAUGGAGGUUCCAUCUGCCAUGGCUUGCCCAGCGAGGGCAUGGAGGAGGAGCCUCAGAGGAAGCUGGGUGUUUCCAUGGUAACUGCGGACGUGGGCCUGGUCAGCAUGGUGCGACAAGGCAUACUGGCUCUUCAGCUGCUGCCCCCAAACUCCAGUGCAGGCAUAAUCAUCAUCACUGAUGGUGUUACCAGUGUGCCAGAUGUGGCGGUGUGUGAAACCCUGCUGAACCAGCUGAGAAGCGGCACCAUUGCCUGCUCGUUUGUCCAGGUGGGUGGAGCGUACUCGUACGACUGCAGUUUCGGCUACAUCCCCAACGUGGAGCUGAUGAAGUUCAUCUCGCUGGCCACGUUUGGCUCCUACCUGUCCACCUGCCCCCAGCCGGACCUGAGCAGCCAGGAGAUGAACGCCUACCACCGGGCCUUCCUCACCUACUCCUUCCUGAAGACCAGCGAGUCCAUGAACCCAGAGUACUACUGCGUUGCUCAGCACAAGCUCUUUAAUGAACACCUGGUGUCGACCAGCGGGAAUCCAGCCCUCAUGAUGCGCAGGAAGAAACACACGGAGAAGGAAGUGCAUGCUGACCUAGUCAGCGUGGUGUCCGUCAGGCUGCGAGAGGGCUACUCCAUACGAGAGAUCAAUCUCACUAAAGCACCUGUAGGGGGCACUCAGCUGGAGGUGAAGCUGGUUCUGCUGUGGAAGCACAACAUGCGCAUCGAGUACCUGGCGGUGGCCUCGUGGCCCCUGGACGCGGCCAAGCGCACCACCUGGGUGGAGGUGACCAUGGAGGGCAGCUACGACAUCCUGCACGACAUCAGCUGCACCAUGAGGAAGCCCAUCACCAGCCCUUACCGCACCUCCGUCAUACGACGCUUCUGGAACACGCUGCAGAGCAUAAAUCAGACGGAUCAGAUGUUGGUGCACCUGCAGUCGUUCAACUCCAUCCCAGAGCACUACACCAUCCCUGAGAGCACUAAGAAUGGAGUUCCCCUGUUCUACAUCCCCCCUGGAUCCACCACACCUGUACUGUCCCUGCAGCACAGCGGCUCCAAGGACUCCAGCCAGUCACAGUUCGCCUCCUAUUGGAAGCCCAUCCUGUCCAUGGACGCCAACUUCUGGCAGAGGUGGCUACACAUGCAUCGCAUUGCCAUCAUCCUGGAGCACGACACGCCUGUACCUAAACAUGUGCACAACGCUGGGAGUAACGGGCGCUUCAGCACGAUACAGUGUCGCAUCUCACACUCUGCACUCACCUCUCUACUGCGAGACUGGAGCAGCUUUGUGUUGGUGGAGGGGUACUCCUACGUCAAGCUUAUCUACAGUGCCUCGGACCAGCCCCCCAGCUCCUUCUACCUGGUGCGGCUGAUCUCCAAAGCCCCAUGCAUGGUGCUACGCCUGGGCUUCCCCAUCGGGACUCUGGCCCACACCAGAAACAAGAUUGUGGACGAGUUGCGUGAGCAGAUCCUGAGGUUGCGGUUCCCCCACCGCGUCCAGAACAAGGAGGCCACCCCCAAGACCAAGAGGAAAGUGCUGGGCAACAACACCUCCCCGUCCAAGUCCCCCCCCCUCCCGGCCCCCAAACCAGCGCUGUCCGACAGACCCUGUGUGGUGCUGCUCCACAAACCACUGGAGAAGCUUCUGAUCAGGUAUGAGAAGCUCCCUCUGGACUUCCGCACGCCUUUCAUCCUGAACAUGGAGCCCUUCGCCCAGCCCCCCAGCAUGGCGGCUCCUCUCAGCUCCGCGUCCGCGGCCGGCCGCACCGCCUCCUCCACACUGGCCUCGCUCUCCCGUUACUUCCUGCACCAGCGCUGGGUGUGGACCGUGCAGAGCGGCCUGGGGCCCGCCGUCUCGCUGCAGGCCGUCGCUCACAUCCUCUCCAUGCUCGCCGACAUCCGCAUCUCUGAGGGCUUCCACUACGCUGCCAGUGGCGAGGGCAUAGUCAACAUGGUGACAGAGCUGCAGAUGAAGGGCCUGCCUGCUGGCGUGGAGGAGGAGAGGCACAGCUGCAUAGUGCAGUACAUCCUUUUCCCACCACACUCCACCUCUACCAAGGACAGCUUCUCCACUGACGAUGACAAUGACACUGAGGUGGAAGCCAUCGAUAUGGAAACAGAGCUUAACUUGGUGACAGAGUGCUGGGUGGAGCCUCAGAAUGGGACGGUGCUGAGCAGCCUGGAGCAACAGCGCCAUCUGCUGGGCCUCACCUACCAGGAGAUCCCUCAGGCAAUAUUCCCCCGAGAUGUGGCGUGCAUGUCCACCAUGAUGACCUUUGAGUACCUGAGCCAGUUGUGCCAGAACAAGGAGCAGGUGUACCCCUUCUGUGCUGCCAAGGACCCUGCUGCAAAUGAGACUCCUGUCAGCACUGACAGCAUCCAGACGGUACCCUUCCAGUUUGACUUAAUGAAGCUCCUGCCCAAGUGCCAACAGAUCGAGAUAUUCUUCCUUACCCUCAGCAGAGUGGAGAAUGAGGAGGCCUCCCAGGGGACGCCUUCCCUCCCCAACGAGCUCCUGCUCAGCCUCUUCCACAGCUCGAUGCAGCAGGACCUCAGCGAUCGGGACAUCCCGUUGGCCGACGUCGACCAUGUGACCUUCAUGCAUCACAUCCUGGACAGGGAGAGGGAGGGCCACGUUGCCCCGUUCACACUGCCCGUUAUCAAAGAGGAGUGCCUGAAGCCUCCAGAAAGGCAGGACACCGUCAUGUCUAUCCGCACCAUCGGGAGCAGUAAAGAGGCCACAGGAUCCACCAGCACGCUGCAGAGUUUCAGCAAUGCCGAGCUGGCGGACGAUGAGCCUGUGCCGGAGGGGAGAGGGGAGCGCUCGGCGCCUCAGUGGAAGUGCUACGCCAAAUUUGUCAGCCCCCAGCAAAUCUUCCUCACCUUCCUCCCUGCCACAUUUACCGACGUGCAGAUCCUGAUGUCGUCGGGACUGGAGACGGAGCUGACAGCCAACGGGAGUUUCCAGGAGGAUGAACCCACCAUGCUCAGCCAGUCUCAGACGAACUCCCACUCUGGGUCUGUUAACGGGCUGGCAGACGCAGGAGGCCUACUCCUGGGGCCCGGUUCGCCCCUACGCUCCCCCACCAGUCCCACUGCAGACUUGGGGGAGGGGGAAGCCGGCCUGGCCAACCCUGAGCAGGCCAACGGGGCCACUGCUUCAGAGGAGAGAGAUGGCGUUCAGUUUUCCGAGCCGCAGCGGCGUGACCUCCACAUCACCUUCAGCCGGCAGGCCUCCCAGCAGAGCGCCGGCGACGCCGCUGCCCGGCCCCGGUGCCCCGUCUACGUCUAUAACUGCUCCCUGGAGUCCCUGAAGGAGCAGCUGGUGAACCCCAACUCUGGCCGCCAACCCAGAGAUGUGUUCCUCAGACCUCAAGAUGCAGACUCCUGGGAACUGUAUCAGCAGAUGAAGUUCAGGUCUCAGUCUCAGGAACGUGGUAGCGCCCCCUCCUGGACCGAGUUGAUGCACCCCCACAAGCACAAGGAGCUGGCCAACUACUGCAGCCUCCUUCAGGAGCACUACCACCAGAGCUAUGUUAAAGGUGUGUACCGCAGCCUGCAGCAGUCGUACAGCAUCAGCUCGCAGGACGUGCUGACGGCCAUGGACUACUGCGAGGAGCUGCUGCAGGAGAUCGACAUCACUUCCUUCCUGCAGACGCUCUGCGGACACAUACGCGUGUUCAGGGAGCGACACCGCUCCGGGGCCCCUGAGCCACCCAGGAGCAGCGGCGGUGGGCCCCCGGCCGCCACCUUCACCAUCGGGGAGGCGGAGGAGGACGGGUCAGGAGACGGCAGGCACGCAACCCUCACCUCCGCUCUAAGUAUGGAUCUUGAGGAUGGUAGCGAAGCUGAGGGAAGGGGGAAGUCAUCGGAGCCCACGUCCCCCCUCGGUCCGGACGAGCCCAAGACCCCCAGACUCCCAGAGUACCCCCUUUCACUACUCAGCACCCCACAGAAGUGUGAGGUGUACCCUGACCUCCACAAGAUCAUACAGGACAAAUUCAUGGAGAUCGGUGCCCAGUACUUCAAGACGGUGCCCUCCAACCCUCACUACUUCUUCUACUUUCCACCCUCGGCCAAGAAGGAGGAAGAGGCAGAGUGUGAGCAGGAGAGAAGGCCCAGUGAAGACGUGGAGGUCUCCGAUGCAGAGUUGGCUGUGGAAGAUGAGGCCGUGUCCGGCUGCCGCAUCGUGACGGAGAGCGACACGGACCUGGAGGUGGAAUACCGGGAGCAGGCCGGGGGUCGAAGGUCGGACGGCCUGGGCAGCAGCAGCAGCGGCGGAGAGGAAGAGGGGCUGACCAUGAUUGCCGGAGGAGGAGGAGGUGUUGGAGGAGGAGGCCGAGUUGGCAGUGGAGGUUGUGGUGGUGGUGGAGGUGGGGAGGAUGACUCGCUGUCGGACUCCAACACGGUGAACCAGGACGAGGACUCCUUCAGCAUCCUGGAGGGCGACUCCCUGCUGGAGCCCGAGGGCCCGCAGCCGGAGAUGCCGCCGCUCUUCGUGCACCUAACCUGCUCCGUCAACAUCAAGAGCAGCCACGGCUCCAUGCCCAUCCAGACACUGCCCACCUGCCUGGGAGAGGUUAUUUCCUGCCUGGAGAACAGAGAGUCCCUCCAGUCAGUUGACCUGAGCGACCUCUCGGUCACCCUGGACAUCUAUGUCCUGACGCUGCCUCUGGACAUCGAGGUCCUCCCCUCAGACUUCCAUCACAACAGAUAUACGUCUGAGUCGAGCGUGUCUCUGAACCGCUCUCCUGGGCAGCCCUCCUCCUACCGCUCUGACGAGGAGCUGAUGGGGGCGCUGGACCUGCGGGGUGUCGGCAUGGACGGGGUCUCGGGAGAUCCCCUGUCCAAGCUGCCCAUUCCCCAUAAAAUGGCCCUGUUGGCCACUAUGGAUGAGAUCCGCUGGCUUCUGGAGGAUGAGAUAGUGUCUGCUCUGCGCCACUCUCGCAUCAUCAACACCUCCACGCUGCAGAAGGUGGCCAACCACGUGUGCCAGUCCAGUGGCCGCCAGCGAUGCCACUACGAGGUGGUGCCCCUGCAGUUCGUCUUUGGGCCCGAGCAGUCGCUGGAGAAGUUCAAAGAGGAGUUCAGACGCCUGUCCUUCACAGGGUAUGUGUUGAAUGGGGACCAGGACAACUUCCACUACCUGUCUCUGAGCAGGCUCCACCCCCAGAGACUAGAGGCGGUCAAACGCCUCUCCGAGAGCACCGCCUACUCCAAGGAGCAGGCAAAUCACUGCCCUGAGCCAGAGGAAACCGCCAGGACGGUGGCCAAUAGCUGCUCUCCACGUAAGGGUCCUGAGAGCAAAGCUGAGACUGAGAACAAGGAAAUGGAAACUGAGCUUUCCCAGAGCCAGAGUGAGGAGAGGCGAGAGGAGGAGGAGAGUGGUGUGGUGGAGGGGAGUGGCGAGGCUGCGCUGGACGCCGUGCAGGAGGCCGCACAGGAGGCGCUGUCCACCGCUAUGUCCGAGACGGGCAGCGAGUCGGGCCGGGGCAGCGCCAACAGGCUCCUGGGCCGCCUGGACUCGGAGGACACACGCUCUCUGGGCUCGGCCUCGGCCAAUGGCAGCGCGGCGCAGCUCCAGGCCAGCGGCAGCACCGACCGCUCCUCGGAACACACCACCUCACCCCCCAAGACCCCCUCGGCCGUCAGCCUGGCCGAGUCCGUGCAGUCAGCCACUCACAGCAGUGGGAAGCUGCGUCCCAGUCGUGUGCAGAGCGUGGUGUCCAGCCAGGGGAGCCUGGACUCAGACAUGCUGGGCUACGAUGGGGGGAGCAGCGAUUCGGAGUGCGAGAGCCCCACCCUGGACGACCAGGAGACGGUGCAGAGCAGCCCCCCCAUGCCAGACUUUUGGCUCCUCUUCAAGAUUCACCAAGACAGAGUGGAGGUCUUCUCCCAUUCCAGGAGCCUGAUUGGGGGAAAGGAGACGGGUGGAAGAGGAGGAGUGGUGGAGGAUGAAGAGGAAGAGGAGGAGGAGGAGAUCCCGGAGUACCUGCGGCUUCAUCAGCUGCUUGUGAGGAGGAUCGGGGAGAUCUGCCGCAUUGUCAACCAGCGCCUCCUGCUGCAGGUGCUGCAUGACACCCACGUCUGCAAGUCCCUGCUGGUGGCCGAGAGUGAGGAGGACAUCUGGAACGAGCCGCUCUACAGGCAGAGGAUGGCCAACUCCGAUGACUACAAUGCGGAGGAGAGCUACCAGACGCGGGACUACCUGGCGGCCACCAUGCAGUUCAUGCCGGGCCACUUUGCCUGCGACGUGGUGUGGAGCACCGUCAUCUACAUCCACCCCCGCCUCAAGAUGGGGCCCAACAUGGGCGUCUCCCGAGCCAUCCAGGCCCUGCGCUCGGUGCUCAGUGCCUUCUGCGUGAUCAACCGGAAGAACAUGUUUGUGUACCAGGAGCGCACCACCAAAUCAGUCUUCUACCUCAGACUCUCCGAGAUGUCCCAGACGGGGAAGUACCUGGACCUGGAUGGCAACCUGCACGUGGCGCGCUCCAUGGGCCUGGCCCGGAGCCAGGAGCCCCUCUAUGCUGAGGACCUGACGGGAUCUCGGUCGUCUCUGGAAGGCUCCAGACCAGUGGGACAAGUGGACAAACAUAUCCUCCUGCUGGUGCAUGGCGUUGCCCAAGCAGGUCCGGAGAUCACAGACGAGCUGGUGAAGGUUCUGCGUAAGCGUCUGGACGAGGCCACCCUGGACAUCAUCACCGUCAUGCUCGUACGCAACUGCAAGCUGACCCCAGCUGACGUGGAGUUCAUCCAGCCCCCUGGUUCUCCCCCCACGGAGGUAAUGGAGUUCUCCCUGCCGCAGUACUCUCUGGCCUGGCUGCCCGCCGUGGCCCAUUACCUCAGGCAGAACCUGCUCAUCUUCCUGCACAUCCCCAAGUACACAGACAGCAACAUGGAGCAUCACUUCAAGCACUACUUCCAUCUGAGCAGUGAGCUACCAGACUCCGACCUCUACCUCUACAAUAAGCCUGGAGGCCAAGGAACUGGAGGAAAAGGUACCAUGUCGGAGCUGGUACAGCAUCUCUUCCCACCUUCCCAGUUUCAAGGUAUCGCCUGCAUCGCCUUGUCCUUUGUGGACGCCGAAGGUCGCCCCCUUCAGGUUCCCACGCAGGAUGGCACGUCUCCCUUCAAGACUGCCAGCCCGCCAGCCGUCUCGCUCCAGCCCGACCAGUUUGACGCACUGACUACCGUCGGCAAGGCGGAGCCCUCGCAGAGCCAAAUCUCAGGUCCGUAUGUGCGCGUGCGGUUCGACGUGUGGGAGCAGGGCAACAUCAGCCCCCUCCAGCUGACGGACAAGCUGCGCGGAGCUCUGCGCCACGCCCUUUGUGAUGUCAUCAUGGAGCUGCAGAUCCUGCCCAACCCCCUGUGCCAGGAGACCUUCUGCCUACCUGCCAGCUCCCCCAGGGACGAGGCACUCGGUCUUCUGACUCUGCCCCAGGCUGCCAUAAAGGAGGUGCGGGAGAGCCCCCGGCGACUCAGUGGCACCCAGAGCCUGCGGAGCAGCCCCUCGCCCCUCACCCUCAACCCCCUCACCAACACCCCCACCCCCAGCACGGGCACCAGCACCCCCGAGUCCACCACCCCCACCGGCAGGACCACGCGCCGUAGUUUCUGGGAGAUACUGAGUAAGCCGGACUCGUCAGAGUUAAGCAGCCCGAAGACGACAGACGACAUCGUCCCUGAGCGUGCUGAGGACGCUAGAGCAGGACGGCGGCGGCACAAGACGGAGAUGGUGAAGCAGCAGUGGAGCCAGGAGAGGAACAUGGCCGUGGAACUGGAGCAGGCCCAGAGGAGGCACGUGGUUCAGCUGGAGGAGGGUGAUCUGGGGAGCCUCCACACCAUGUACCAACUCACCUGUCAGCCCUGGGUGACGUUCAUGGCCAAGCUGGGCUGCCCAUCGAUACAGCAGUGCACGGCUGAGAUAACUUCCCAUUUCCUCCUGCCCUCCAUCCUGGUGGAGAUUGCCGGCCUGGUCAGUUCUCUGGCCAACGACACCGUCGUGAAGGUCUUCGAGAGAACCAGUUGCCCCCAGGGACACAUCUACGUCCCCUUGCCUCAAGUCCAGCACACCAGCCAGACCCCCGCCUCCUCCCGGAGUUUCAUCCUCAUUGGACGGAAUUUCCACCAAUGGCAUUGCAGCACGGAGGCUCAAGGCUCCUUUCAGGACGACAGUUCAGAUGAGGAAAGCCCUCCAGUGCUAAAUAGGUUCACACCUCAUAAGGGGCUACAGCGCUUCGAGGCCCUGGAGCAGAGCGACUGGUACAGCCCGGGGCAGACCGCCAGGGGAGUGGCACCACGACAGAGGUUCCUGCACAUCCACGUCCAGAAUAAGAAGGUGACCCUGUAUGCGUAUAACUGGUCCGUGGAUCUGGGCGCGUCCCUGAGCCGUGGCCUGGUGCGGCUGGUGCAGUGGCAGAACGCCAGGGCCCACGUGGUCAACUGCCUGCUCAACCAGAAAAUGGGCCUCUUCCACCACUACUGCUUCGCAGACAUGCCACCCCACGAAGACCUCAAACAGGAGCCGAACCCCUUCCUAAACCAGACCAUGGACGCGGAGGCUCUCCUCCGGAGCGCCGUGCCCCCGGUGUCCAGUAAAGAGCAGGGCCGCCUGGGGAGCUCGUCUCGCGGCCUGCCCCCGCUCCACUUCCCCGCCGACAUGGUGCCGUUCGACGAGGCCCUGAGGGACGUGGGGACACUGCGGCCGCUCUCCAGCUCCUCGCAGGACGCCUCGGACGUGGUGGCGCGUCACGGAGCCCAGCUGUUGGAUGUCAAGGCUGCCGAGAGGAGAGAGAUGGAGAAGCAGUGUAAGAUUGAGAACCUCUUCGUCACCUGGCAGCAGAGGUCUGCGCAGUCAAACAUGCCCAUCUCGGUGGCGGAUCUGGAGACCCUGAAGCAGUCGUCUCGGCUGGUGCACUACUGUGCCACCCCUCUCCUCUUCGACCCCGUCUUCAGGAAGCAGAUCCAGGAGGAGCAGACCACACAACAGCCCCCUGUCAAGCGCCGGCACCGCUCCAGCGACUCGGUGGCGUCGGGUCGGGACCGCAGCUACAGCACGGACUCUGCGGAGGCGCUGCCCAGCCGGCUGCGCGAGGAGCCCUGGCUGCAGGACAUCUCCAGCACCUUCCUGCAGCAGUACGUGCAGUACCUGCAGAGCAUGGGCUUCAUCCUGGUGCAGGUGCGCCCGCAGUCCCCAGCGCGCAGUAUUGCACGUGCUCGAGCGGCCAUGCUCAGCUCUCUCUCCACGGAGGGCCGAAGCUCCUUCUCCUCCUUCUCCUACAACAAGCAGAAAAGCAACGAGGACAGCCCCAAGAGUAGUUCAUCAUCAGGCUCCACCACCACCUACCACCUGCAGAGGGCUCUGCCAGGAGGAAUCGUACUCAUGGAGCUGGCCUUCCAGGGAUGCUACUUCUGUGUGAAGCAGUACGCACUCGAGUGCUCCCGAAUCCCAAUGGGCCAGACAGUCAAUUCCCAGGGCUCCCUCCUCACCAAAGUGCGUAGCAGGCCCUUCCCAGACACCAGCUCUGGCUCGGACUCUGCGCUCUCCAUGCUCUUCACGGAGGAGUGUGACAAGGUGCGGGACCUGAUGCAUGUGCACUCGUUCAGCUACGACUUCCACCUGCGCGUGGUGCACCAGUACCUGCUGGGCUCGCACAUGACCCUGCGGCAGGGCUACCAGCUCACCGGUUUCCUGGAGGACUUUAUACGCAACCACCCAGACAUCCCCAAGUUCGGACGCAACCACGUCUUCCAAGGGAGCUUCUCCAUCUCGACGGGCAUGAUCACGGCGCACCAGCUGUACAACUACAUCACGGACCACGCUGGCACCUAUGGCAUGAAGCCGCUACGUAUGUCCAAGGCCCCGACCGCCCCGGAGAACAAGAAGGGGGCCCCCAACGCAGACCUCCACGAGUACGCCCUGGUGGCUCUGUGGAACAGCUCGGGGACAUUUAAGGACUUGGACGGCGUGCGUCACCACGACGACUUUGACGUGUCCCUGCUGGUGUGUCACAACGCGGCGCCAUUCGAGGAGCAGUCUGAGGGAGAGCGCCACCUGCUGAGGCUGCGCUACUACGUGAUCAUGACCAGCCAGCGCGAGCUCUUCCCGCGGCUGACAGCCGACAUGCGGCGCUUCAAGAAGCUGACACAGAUCCACCGCGACCCCGCCGCUACCAUGGCCGGCUCCGCUCCAGCCACCGUCAUCGGCACCCCCACCCCUACCCUCACUUCCACCAUCCACCCAGACCCACGUCCCCUGCCCACCACCGAACGCCGCAGCACUCACACCUCCGAGUCUGAUCUCUGGGACGAGGCCACAAACUCAGUAGCCACCCCCACAGCCAACACCUCCUCCUCCUCCUCCUCCACGGUCACCACCCCGACUCUUCCCCGCAUCGCCUCCGUCGCCAGCCUGGAGCCUGGAGGAGGAGGAGGGGGCCUCUCCCUGCCUGGCCUUGCUUCCGUGGACGGCUCCGGGUCUGGCUCCGGGUCCUGCUGCUUCGAGCUGGGCCUGACCUACCCGUCGCCCCUCUUCCCUCUGCUGGGCUCGGAGGUGACGGCGGCACACCGGCGCAUCCAGAGCAGCGUGGAGCAGGCCAUGGGCCACUGCCGGCGCGACAACCUGUGGCGGCGGCUGUUCCACGGCGAGCACCUGGCCUCCGACAAGCUGAAGCUCAGCAAGCUGGCCUUCGCCGAGCUGGAGGAGCUGCUGCAGGCCGUGCAGAGCAGAUCGGUGGGGGAGGUGGACCCACAACUGGACUGCUUCCUGUCCAUGAGCCCCAGCUGGUACCAGAGCCUCAUCAAGGUGCUGCUCACCCGCUUCCCCCAGAGCUGCAGGCACUUUGUGGACGACAGCGGCAUCCAGUACCUGGCUGUUCUGAAUCAAAAGUUCACCGACUGCUUUGUGCUCGUCUUCCUUGACGCCCAGGCAGGCAAAACGAGUCUGAAGGUGGUGUUCCGGGAGCCUUUGCCUGCCCACCAGGCCCCCAGCACCAGCCCGCCGCCACAGCUGGUCUCCAUGUACCACCACCUGGAGUCGGUGGUCAACACCGCCUGCUACAACCUCUGGACCGGCCUCCUGUGACCACAGGGGAGGAGGAGGAGGAGGAGAGAAGGGUGCAGGACGACAAGAUGGGAGGAGAGACGGGACAGUCCUCGGGGAUGGAGGGGGGAUGAGAGGGGAGGAGGAAGAGGAGGAGGAUACAGGAAAGGGGAGGGAAGAGAAGACAGGCCUGUGAGGAGGGGGGGAAAGCAGGAGACAGAAGAGGGAGGAGAGGAUGGGUUGAUGGGUGGAUAGCACUGGGGUCGUGAUUAUGGCCUGCUGCUGUUGUCAGGAGGUAAACUGUGCCUAGAGUAUUACAGGAGCGGUUGGAGCGUGUGUGUGUGUGUGUGUGCACGCUUGCGUGUACUGUGUGUGUGUGUGUGUGUGUGUGUGUGUGUGUGUGUGUGUGUGUGUGUGUGUGUGUGUGUGUGUGUGUGUGUGUGUGUGUGUGUGUGUCAAGGGGAGAAUGUUGUUGCUGCUAAUGCUGCUACUGCUGCUGCCAUGUAGUGCCAAACACCUUACUUGCCCUCCACAAGAACCCUGCUACCCCCCCAUCCCAGCCAUCCACCCCUCCCUCUCCCCACCCCAGCCAUGCAUACCUCUCUCUCUCCCUUCCUCCCUCCCUCUCUCCCUCCACCACCUUCCUCGCAGGCACCAUCGAUCUCAUCUCAGUCGCUCUGCACAUCCCUGAGAGAGAGUGGAGCGCUGUUGUACCACAGCGCUACUACUAACACCGCACUGCCACUGGAACUGCCAGGCGGAAGGACGGCCAGCAGGCGGGGGGGCAGCAGCUGUGUUGUGUUGUUGUGUUAUCACUGACGAGCUGUUUCACCUGAAGGAGGCUACUGGAGCACCAGAGCCCUGCCGUGUGCCGCAGCCGUGGCACUUGGCACUAGCCUGCCAAGCAUACCACAUGUGAGGGGGUGGAGUGGAGUGGAGUUGGCGUUGGCGUAGUCAGGGCGUAGUGGAAGGAGGUGGUGGUGCAGAUUGGUGACUCGCUUGUCGACCAUGUGCCUCCGAAGGGGGCAUUUGGAGCCCACCGCCAUAGGGCACUUUACUGGCACAUACAACGAGCCGAAGGUUUGGAACACUACCUCACCGCAAAGAUGUGUUUUAUUUUGCUUUUUAGGUUUUUUUGUUGUUGUUGGACAGAAGGACUCUCUACACUGAAGUGCUCACUGUAUCGGAUGUGUCGGGCGCUUCCCAUUUAUGCAAUUAUGUUGCCUUGAAAGACUAAAAAAAUAUAAAUGUAAAAACAAAACUGGUGGCCUGUGGGUCACAGGAAUGCAUGCCUUUCUUGUCGGAGAGAGAGAGAAGAAAUAAGGACUACAGUGCCACAUGGACUUUCAGAGCUCUUUAGGACAGCGCUGUUUGCCGAAAGCAAUUUUUCUACACUUUCUGUCUCUUUCCGUCUCUCCUUCCUCUUUCUCUUUCUCAUUGUCUUCUGUCUUGAGCCAUGUCUUGUGAAACAUAGCUACCCAUAUACAGUACAUUUACAUGUGCACAUCUGAUUCUACUUGAGUGUGUUUGAAUGUGACGCAGAACUGAAGCCUUAUUCUCACCAUCACAGGUGACUGGAGCAUGGAGAGAGAGUCAUGGUAUGAAUGUGUCAGGUAUGCCUGUUCGAUUGAAAUGAUCAAAUAACGGUUUAGUAUUGCAUUUCAAACCCCUUUACAUGUUUAAACGUGUACAAAUGUUGAUAAAUAACUGGUCACAGCCCCCCUUUGCCCAGGGUGUAGUGCGGUAUAAAGCUGGCCAGGGAGAGCUAGUCAGGUGCAGGGAGAGAGCUGGGGAGCAGCAGGUGUGGAUGUUGAUGAUGGGCCAGUAGGCCCCAGUAGGUCCAGCUUCACCUCCUCUCAGCCGCACCGUCUGCCUGCUCCCUCGGCCCUCUGCAGCAUUGUUUUCUCAGGCCGUUCUUCUUCUUCUUUUCCUUCUCCUUCCUUUACUUUUACUUCUUCUUUUUUCUUGUUCUUCUUUCAUUUCUUCCUCUACUUCUUCCUUUUGUUCUUUUUCCCCUUCCUCUCCUCCUCAUCCAUUUAUUCGGCAACGCUAGUGAAAUUGCCGCUGCCGUCGCAGCUGGCAGUGGUGGGUAAUUGAUUUCCGCCCACCAUUUUGUGUUUCUUACAAUGUCAGCCUAGUGCGCUACCCUAAUUUCCCCCCUCACUGCCAUAUCUUCAUUCCAGAAGUGCCUACCGUCCUUCUUACCCCCCCUCUACCCACACUGACCCACCCACACCCUACUUCCUUAACGACGCAACAAGAGCAGUGUUAUUAUUGUGUUGACCUUGCGAGGAGAUUCUGUGAGAAUCCAAUUAGGCCUCUGAUUAAUUCGGGCACGGUGGAGGGCUACGCAGGCUACCAGACCCCAGUUUACAAAGAGCACCGACAGGAUGACUGAGGGGAGCUACAAAAACACACACACAGAAUUGAAGACUGAAGAGGGUCUGGUUUGUCUUACUAGCCAUGUGUGUCCAAAUUUGCCACGCUCAAACCCUGUCUGCACACUUAAAAAAGGAAUCCUGGAGCUGUUGUUUUUUGCAAUACUGAGUCUACACACAUCCCAACUUUCACUUGAAGGAAACCAAAAAAUAAUUAGGUGUUUUUUUUUUCUUUGUGUAUGUGUUUUUUAAUGAGUUUCCCUUUUUGGGGGGAAUGAAAUAAUUAAGCACUGACUUUGGGCUUUUAUGCGAGACAAUGGACAUUUGAAGAGUUUGUUCUGUGAAGUUGAAACACUGGAUAUUUAAUGUAAUCUAGUUCUUAAUAAUGCAACAGGCUAAUGGUUGGCAUUUCAUUUAUUGGUUGAUAUUCUGAAACAGCGCUAUAAUGGAAAGUGAUUUAAAAACAAAAAAAUAGGUCUGGAACUGUUGUAAAAUGUAAAUUAUGUACUUACAAGUGGAUUUGUUACAAUGAAAUGCAAACACAAAUAAAAAUCCGAACGGUCA